AUGCCACGCAAGUUCUCUUUCCCGAGUAUCAAGAUGUACGAAGGUACCAGAGAUCCCGACAACCACGUUGCCCAGUACAAGCAACGCAUGCUAGCCGUGGCUAUCCCUAGAGAAGCAAGGGAAGCUACCAUGUGCAAAGGAUUUGGGUCAACAUUGACCGGUCCGGCCCUUCAAUGGUACAUUAACCUCCCAACCAAGUCUAUCAGGUCCUUUGCGGCCCUUAGCGACAAGUUUGUGGAGCAAUUCGCCAGCAGCCGCCAUCUAGAGAAGAGAUCGGACGAUCUGUAUGAAAUCCUCCAGCACAGAAAUAAACCCUUGCGUUCCUACAUAGCCCGCUUCAACCAAGAGAAAGUGGUUAUCCCCGAGUGCAACGCUGAUACGGCUAUCUCAGCCUUCAAGAAGGGUCUACUUCCAGAAGGAGAUCUCUACAAGGAGCUGACCAAGUACAAGUGCAUGACCAUGGAAGACGUGCUGUCCCGUGCUUGGGCUCAAGUAAGAUGGGAGGAAGACGUCGCAAGCAGGGCAAAGGCCUCCUCAAAGUAUGAUCAGAAACCUUCAAAACCAGUAAGGAGCGACCGCGACGAGUCCUUCCAUCCUAAGUCCUCUAAGGAGGCUAGCAAUCCAGGCAGGGGCAGGUACCAGAACCGUCCUUUACCAAGAUCUGAAGGGAUGAUGGUGUCUACUUGGCCCGAUAUCUCUCAUCUUGUACCAGAACCGUCCUUUACCUAG
Molecule: messenger RNA, 729 nt
Organism: Brassica napus (rape)
Lineage: Eukaryota; Viridiplantae; Streptophyta; Magnoliopsida; Brassicales; Brassicaceae
Exons: 1
Coding region: 1-729 (242 amino acids)
Source: RefSeq, a predicted model, not a curated record